This is a messenger RNA of Ictalurus furcatus (blue catfish), 2743 nucleotides long. RefSeq names its product histone-lysine N-methyltransferase PRDM9-like. NCBI's taxonomy places the organism in Eukaryota, Metazoa, Chordata, Actinopteri, Siluriformes, Ictaluridae. The record is from RefSeq and is a predicted model, not a curated record. Gene Ontology annotation, molecular function: histone methyltransferase activity; DNA-binding transcription factor activity; protein binding. The transcript is spliced from 10 exons. The coding region runs from base 41 to 2743 and encodes 900 amino acids. Gene Ontology annotation, biological process: regulation of transcription by RNA polymerase II.
GUAUCCUGUGGCGUUGACGUCAUUACGUUGCCACUAACCAAUGAGAACAGUUAUGUGCGGAGCUACUCGUGUAGCCGCGCCAACCCGUCUCAGGGUAAACUUACUUCCGGUGAAAACAAUGGCCGAGUCUAAGAGCAAAAGUUUUUGUAGCGUGCCUCAGUGCAGCAAUUCUAAACAAAAACAACCGUAUUUACGUUUUCACGAUUUCCCUUCAAACAAAGAGCAAAGGGAGAAGUGGGUGAUCGCUAUUAGAAGGGAAGAAGGGCCUUUCUUUGUGAUUCGGAGAGGUAGUACUUAUGUCUGCAGUCAGCAUUUCACUGCUGCAGACUACAUUGAAGGAAGAUCGCGGCUGAAGGUCGGUGUCGUUCCCAGUCGUUUUAUAUGGAAUGAUUUACAUGUAACUUCUCAAAGUCUGUCUGCUUCUGAGGGAUCUAGGGUUCGGCUGGGCGUGGAGGCGUGCGGUCAGGAGCCGCCGGUGGUCUUGGAAGAUGCUCUCCAUGAUCACGACUAUGUGGCGCGCGCACCUGCCGAAUCUUUUAGACCUUUUAUAAUGGCAUCAGAAGAAAGAACCUUAAAUUCUUUCAGUAAACCUCCACACACUCCUGCUCGCUCACAGCUUUGGCAGGUUGCAGAGACGGACCAAGAGUCAACAAGCUCUGAGGAACAUGUCAUCCCUGUGGUCCAGCAGAACUUAAGAGUCCAUCAAAAGCCCCUAAAAGAGAACGAUGAAGGCCACCUUUGUGGAGACGCAUCGAGUUCACUAGGACAAGUCAUCCUUACGGACCAGAAACCUACAGGAGAAUUUGAGAGGAAUCUUGUCAAAGAGGAAGAAUCAGAAGGGGAAGACUACCUCUCUGUAGACACGUCAAAUCCCGCGGGAAAUUUGAUCCCUGUUGACCAGCAGAACGAAGAAUUUGUGAGGAUCACAGUAAAAGAGGAAGAACCUGAAGAUGAAGACUACCAGUGUGGAGCCACGUCGAGCUCAGUGGAAACUGCCAUCCCUGUGGACCAACAGAACGGAGAAUUGGAGAGCAACGCCAUAAAAAAUGAUGACAGCUACCUCUUCUGUGAGCAUUGCAGAACGUUCUUCAUCAACAAAUGUGAAGUUCAUGGUCCAGCUCUCUUCAUCACUGAUACUCCUGUUCCCAUGAUGUCCAUUGACCGAGCCAGACAAACCCUGCCCCUUGGUCUAGAAGUUCAGAUGUCUGGUAUUCCCAACGCAGGCCUGGGAGUGUUUAAUAAAGGAGAGACUGUGCCAGUAGGUGCUCACUUUGGGCCCUAUGAGGGAGACCUGGUGGACAGAGAUGAAGCAAUAAACAGUGGAUACUCUUGGGUGAUAUACAGGAGCAGUGGAUGUGAGGAAUAUAUAGAUGGCAAGAGAGAAUUGUAUUCUAACUGGAUGAGGUAUGUGAAUUGUGCUCGUAAUGGUGAAGAGCAUAAUCUCGUGGCGUUUCAGUAUCGUGGCGGGAUUCUGUACCGUUGCUCUAGACCCAUCAAUCCAGGACAAGAGCUUUUGGUGUGGUACGAAGAGGAGUAUGCCAGACGCCUUGGCCUUGUGUUCGAAUACUUCUGGAACAUAAAGAGCUCCACAAAUGAAAAGAGCAAUUCCCCGUUGCAAGUUUUCUCCUGCUCCUGGUGUCCGCUUUUAUAUACAUCCGAAACAUCCCUCAGCGAACACAUCAAGAGAUGCCACUGUGAAGAAUCGGAGAUGCCACAGAAAAAAGUCGAGACAACAAGCUCUACUAGUCAGCAAACGUCUUCUGCUACUCUCUGCAUUAACACCUCUGGCACCCAGCUUCAGAAAAAAGUCUUCCAAUGCUCAAAUUGUGAAAAACGUUUUUCUCACCUGAGUAAUUUCCAAAUACACAUGCGCGUCCACACCGGAGAGAAGCCGUAUCGGUGUUCCGAGUGCGGGAAAAGUUUCGCUCAACAGAACAAUCUUCAGUCACAUCAACGCAUUCACGCGGGCGAGAAGCCGUAUCAGUGUUCGCAGUGCGGGAAGAGUUUUAAUCGAGAGGACAACCUCCGAAUUCACCGGCGCAUCCAUACAGGAGAGAAACCGUACUGCUGCGGAGUGUGUCCCAAGAGUUUUGCUCACCGGAGCGCUCUUCGAAUACACCGGCGCGUCCACACAGGAGAGAAGCCGUAUCAGUAUCCGCACUGCCCGAAGAGUUUUUCUCAACUGACUCAUCUGCAACAGCACAAGCUCACGCACGACAGGGAAAAGCCGUACCAGUGUUUAAGCUGUAACAAGUGUUUUACUCAGCAAUGCUAUCUCCAAGCACACCAGCGCAUACACACGGGAGAGAAGCCGUAUUGCUGUACGCACUGCGGGAAGAGUUUUACACACCAGAGCACCCUGCGGCGACAUGGGCGCGUUCACACCGGAGACAAGCCGUAUCAGUGCUCGCACUGCGAAAAGAGUUUCUCUCACAUGAGCACGUUCCAGAUACACCAGCGUACUCACACAGGAGAGAAGCCGUGCGAGUGUUCGGAGUGCGGGAAACGUUUUACGCACCGACAAGCCCUGCUACAACACCAGCGCACUCACACAGGACAGAAGCCGUAUCGCUGCUCGCAGUGCGAGAAGAGUUUCCGUAACCAGAGUCAUCUCCGACGACACCAGCGUACUCACACAGGAGGAAAGCCACAUUACUGCUCACGGUGUGGGCGGAGCUUCUGUCAUGCAAGUAUGUUUAAGACACACAAGUGUGUUGGCAUGGAGACAUCAGCUCUUCCCUAA